Messenger RNA from Mangifera indica (mango), 1300 nucleotides. RefSeq lists its product as uncharacterized. The record is from RefSeq and is a predicted model, not a curated record. The transcript is spliced from 3 exons. Bases 143 to 964 code for a protein of 273 amino acids. NCBI's taxonomy places the organism in Eukaryota, Viridiplantae, Streptophyta, Magnoliopsida, Sapindales, Anacardiaceae.
CUCUCAUUCUUUCUUUUCCCUCACAGAGACACAGUCUCGUUUUAGCAUUCAUUCAUAUAUAAGCCUCGGCUUCCCGGCGAUUCCACAAAACAAUAAAACAAAUACACUUUGAGAAAACAAUUUAAAAAGACGCGAAAAUUGAAUGGUGUUUUGUGUGCGAGAAGAGAGGGCGGCGGCGAGAGAGAGAGAGGAGGAGGAGGAGGAGUUGUCAUCGAUGGCGAUGAGCAGUCACGAGAGAUCGUCAUCGAAACCACUGCAUAACUUCACCUUGCCGUUCCUGAAGUGGGGUCACCAGCGGCAUCUAAGAUGCAUGAAGCUGGAGGGUUCGUUGACCACUACCACGACCACGACCACGACCACGACGACGUCGUUUAGUGAACAGAGGCCGCGGAGACGGUCUCCAUUGUCUUCCAAGUCGAGGAAGGAUUCGGAAGAGGAAGGGAUCGAUGCGGUGAGGGAAAAGAUUAUUAAUGAUCUCAAAACUGCUGCGAAUAAGAUGAAAGAUAAGAUUUUGAGGGAGGAGGUGGAGUUGGAGGAUGACGAGGAGGAAGAGUCGUCUCCUGCCACGGCUGCUGUUGUGGUGGCGGCGGCGCCGUGGAAUCUUCGCACUCGGCGUGCUGCGUGUAAAGCGCCGCCGAUUGGUGGAGCGGCGGGGGGUAAGGGAUUUAGAAUCGAGGAGAAAAAGUCGAAUGUAUCGCCGAUUAAAAGUGACGCUGUUGGCUCCAAGUCGCCGAGGUUGAAGGACAUCAAGAAAGAGAGAGUGAAAUUCGCAGUGAAUUUGACGAGGAAAGAGAUCGAAGAAGAUUUUAUGGAGCUAGUUGGCCAUCGGCCGCCGAGGAGACCCAAGAAGCGGCCCAGAUAUGUGCAGAGGCAAUUGGAUACAUUGUUUCCGGGAUUGUGGUUGACGGAAGUGACGGUUGAUUCGUAUAAGGUGCCGGAGUUAGCUGAUAACGGAAAGAGGUAGUAAUUGGAGAAGUGGGUGGACAUGGGAGUUUUGAGGCUUCUGCUAGGUGACUCCCGAUGACUUGUGACCUUAAUAUGUGAGGGAAUUUCAUUCAAAUGAUGAAUUUCCUGGUAACUUUGUGGUGGAAGUUCAGUUGCUUUGAAAUGCUAAUUUUCUUUUUUAAUUUGUCAUUCAUUGUUUCUUUCUAUUUAGCUAAAUAAUAAUUGUGUAUAAAGAAAAGGGACGGUUGGCUGUUGUUAGAUCAUGGAAGAGAAUGGCAUUGUACGAGUUUCAUUUUAUGAAUACACUUGUUUGCUUUGUUGUCUUUGAUGUCAAGAAUCAAAUCUUCAAUUUCAA